UCUCUGCCCACCAUGGCCGACAAGGAAGCGGCCUUUGAUGAUGCUGUAGAAGAACGAGUGAUCAACGAAGUGUAUAAAAUAUGGAAAAAAAAUGCUCCUUUUCUCUAUGACUUAGUGAUGACCCAUGCCCUAGAGUGGCCCAGCCUGACUGCACAGUGGCUUCCAGAUGUAACCGACCUGAAGAAAGAUUUCAGCAUUCAUCGACUUGUCCUUGGGCACACCACAUAUGAUGAACAGAAUCAUCUUGUGAUAGCCAGUGUGCAACUUCCCAAUGAUGAUGCUCAGUUUGAUGCCUCUCACUAUGACAGUGAAAAAGGAGAAUUUGGAGGCUUUGGCUCAGUUAGUGGGAAAAUUGAAAUUGAAAUAAAAAUCAACCAUGAAGGUGAAGUGAACAGGGCCCGUUAUAUGCCCCAGAAUCCUUGCAUUAUUGCAACAAAGACUCCAUCCAGUGAUGUCCUUGUUUUCGGGGACUACACCAAGCACCCUUCAAAACCACCCUUCUGGGAGUGUAACCCAGACCUGCGUCUCCGUGGACAUCAGAAGGAGGGUUAUGGGCUGUCAUGGAACCCAAAUCUCAGUGGACACUUGCUAAGUGCAUGUGAUCAUACCAACUGCUUGUGGGACAUCAGUGCAGUUCCAAAGGAAGGUAAAGUGGUGGAUGCAAAGACCAUAUUCACAGGACACACAGCAGUAGUCGAAGAUGUUUCUUGGCACCUGCUCCACGAAUCUCUCUUUGGAUCAGUUGCUGAUGACCAGAAGCUUAUGAUCUGGGACACACGGUCAAAUAAUACUUCCAAACCAAGCCACUCAGUGGAUGCCCACACUGCUGAAGUAAACUGUCUCUUUUUCAAUCCUUAUAGUGAGUUCAUUCUUGCCACAGAAUCGGCUGAUAAGACAGUUGCAUUAUGGGAUCUCAGAAAUCUGAAACUGAAGUUGCAUUCCUUUGAGUCACAUAAGGAUGAAAUAUUCCAGGUUCAGUGGUCUCCUCACAAUGAAACUAUCUUGGCUUCCAGUGGCACUGACCACAGGCUAAAUGUCUGGGACUUGAGUAAAAUUGGAGAGGAGCAGUCCCCUGAGGAUGCUGAAGAUGGGCCACCAGAAUUAUUGUUUAUACAUGGUGGUCACACUGCCAAGAUAUCUGAUUUCUCCUGGAACCCAAAUGAACCUUGGGUUAUUUGUUCUGUAUCAGAAGACAAUAUCAUGCAAGUCUGGCAGAUGGCUGAGAAUAUAUACAAUGAUGAAGACCCUGAAGGAAGUGUGGAUCCAGAGGGACAGGGGUCCCAGACAUGCCUGCACUGGUGCUGAUUUUUAGACUCCCCUUUCUUCCCAACCUGAGAUUAAUUAACACUGGUUUGGAGACAGACUUUUUUUUGUCCAGACAUUCUUCUGUAGGCACCUGUUAACCCAGAGAGUGAAUGAUUUCUGACUAUUA
Molecule: messenger RNA, 1432 nt
Organism: Dromiciops gliroides (monito del monte)
Lineage: Eukaryota; Metazoa; Chordata; Mammalia; Microbiotheria; Microbiotheriidae
Product: histone-binding protein RBBP4-like
Biological process (GO): regulation of gene expression
Cellular component (GO): ESC/E(Z) complex; nucleus; NuRD complex
Molecular function (GO): histone binding
Source: RefSeq, a predicted model, not a curated record